This is a messenger RNA of Botrytis fragariae, 9330 nucleotides long. RefSeq lists its product as uncharacterized. The transcript is spliced from 5 exons. NCBI's taxonomy places the organism in Eukaryota, Fungi, Ascomycota, Leotiomycetes, Helotiales, Sclerotiniaceae. The record is from RefSeq and is a predicted model, not a curated record. Bases 1 to 9330 code for a protein of 3109 amino acids.
AUGAAGUUACUUGAAUCAGUUUUCAAUCAUUUGGUUCUACCACCCAAGCUUCCAGAACAUCAGGAUGUAGAACUGGAAAGUAUUGAGCAGGACAUUCUGCUUCGUCUUAUACAUGCCUGUGGUACCAUGUACAACUUCACUGACCAGCCUUUUGGGGAAACAUGGAAUUCUGUCUGCAAUUCUCUUCGCAUUUGUCUCAAUGUAAAUCGAAAUGGUCUUGAUAAAGCAUCGAUGCUACAAGAAUUCUGCAACCUCCAACGAAAUAUUCUUCUUAUCUUGUAUGUGGUGGAGCAAAAUGCAGCACUCCUUGUUCGACGCCAUGUUCAUGAGGACAAAGACACUGUGAUCUUUGAAGUUUUUGAGGCAUCGCCUUCUUCCAAACAUGUCCUCGCUACUGAGAAUGCACUACAAUGGGACUUUCCAGGUCGCGCUGUCGGCAUACCUUUCGAUGAAUUUCUCAAAGAGAGUUUCCAGGAUAGCCUUGCCUCAUUUCUUGAGCAGGCUAGUACAGAGUCAUUAAGUCGCUUUGUCGCGCGUUCUAAGAAAGCAGAAGUCUAUGUUGUCGAGGCUCGGGGUACAACUGACCCAGCUCUGAUUGUGCAGAUGCUGAUGCCCCUGCUCGAGGCUAUCGGAUCCUCUGUCGAAGUGCCUAGGCUAAGAAAGCGAGUGCGGGAUGAUGUCAAUUUUCAUAAUUCAGAGUUUCCGUGGAGAAGGCUGCCGUUCUGGCUCAUUCUCCGAGUCGCCAUUCAACGUCAGCUUUGUCUUGACUUAGGAACCAAGUAUGGACUAAUUUGCUACAAGUUUCUUAUUUGCAUUGUUCUCGCACAGCUUCUUGAAGACUCUGCUAUUCAGCUUUCACCAGAAAUGACUGUGAUACUCAGAGCCAAAUUGUGCCGCCGCCUUGCGAAGUUGGAAAUGGAUAAGGCUCGCGUUUACCGUGAUUCAGCCGUUCACAAACAUUUUUUCGACUCGAUCAAUAAGAUGUUGAAGAGAACUAUCAAGGACACUACAGAUAGGAUAGAGUCAGCCUGGGCAAACUUCAAGACAAAAAUCACCCGGUCUAUUCCGCUACUUCCAACUCACGCGGACGAGAAAGCUUUAAAUCUUACUCUCCCAAAUAGCAGGGGGUAUCUCUGCAAUCUUCUUGCUCUAGAAUCUAAUCAGCAGAGAAAGCCGACAUCUGUUCAUGUCUCUCUUUUGGAUGAUAGUUCUAUAAGAGAAUUCACAGAUUUUACUGACCGUUACUUCUCGUUGGUUCGAUUGGAGAAAAACACAGAGCAAGAAAGGAUAUCGUCAUAUCAUUCUGGAGGCGAUUCUGAAACUCGUUGUAUACAAUCAGCAAACUUGAUAUGCGAGAUGCUCAUCAAAGUUGGAGAUGCUUAUGAUUCUGAUCCAGAGCAAAUGAGCAUAUUCAUUCUGAAUCUGUUUGAGAAUUGGGUUCAGAUGGAUAGGUGUGCUUUGCGAGCCUGUCCCCUCCUCUGUGAAUAUGCUCCAGUAUUCAAUCCUGCCCUAUUGGAUGUUCUGCAGCUCCACAAAUUAUCAAGCAUGAUACGCCUUCAAGAUAUCCAAAGAUAUCUAUAUAGUAGACUCAACGACUGUCGAUUUUCUCACAAGACAAUUUUCAGCGAAUUUAGUGAAGAUUGCUUCGCGGCGCAAUUUGUAAAUCAAUCCAUCCCGUUAAGCAGACUACAGCAAAAAAUCGACGAAGAGUCACUCAAAGCUCGCACAAAGAAAGAACGUGAAUGGGAAAACAUUUGCGGAAGAUACGAAGAUCUUAGUCAGAAAAUUACCAGCACCAUCUGUGUUUGCACUAGAAAUGAUGAUGGAUCUCUUGAUGUUAAAGGUUGCAAAAAGUGCUGGCACCGGCGUUGUCGUAAAAAAAUGAGGAUUUCUAUCCAUGAGGACUUUUUGCCGAAAGGGAGCACGCAAAAAGCAGCAGUCGUACUAGACCUUGGGAUGCCCAAAUUCCUAGCGGUAUAUCGAAAUGCAACAUUCAGGAUAAUGAGCGAUCUAGGGUACCCGAGCAAGCCUCGUAACUCUUCACCACCAGCAAUGCUACUGAAAGACUACUCUCAGCUUCGGUACUUCAUGAAAUCAUCUCCGGAUGGUGUUUCACUUGCAUCAGAAAAGAAAUCUUUUCUUCAAACUCAUUUUCAGGCACUAAAAAUGAAAGUUAAACUCUCCGAUAUUAUUUUGCCAUUAGGGCUUAGUUUUUCUUACUAUGAUUCCAAAUCUGGCAUAUGGCUGAAAGAUCUCGAUAAACAGUUGACCCUUCAACAUCUCUGUGGAAUACAUAUUCCGCGAUCUCUACGAGCCUCAGUCAUCGAAUCUCCAGUACAUCCCGAUCCGAGUUUUGAUGGACCAUCAUCUUAUGAGAUCAUCGCUAGUCAAUCCAAGUGUCCCUCAGAUAUUUCAGUUCAUGAGUUCAUGAGCUAUCAAAAGUUGCUCUCUGGUAAGAAUCUUCGGUGGCUUACUAUGCUGGUUGAGCUGGGUGCCUCGAACCUAAACUGUAGUGCCGAGGAUACUAUGCUUAUCUUCAAUCAUCUCGCUGUACAAGCAGGGCCAUCAAAGAACCAAGUAGAUGUUCUCCGAGAUUGUCAUGUUGUAUUUAGGGAUUCAUCAUUUUGCCAGCGAUUGAUAGAGCAGAUAGAGAAUCGUCUUCACAAUAUAGCCACCAACUGGCGAGAGGUAUAUUGCAUGGAAAUGCUCAUCACAUUAAGCCUUCGAAUUUUUGAAUUGACAUCAGGUCAAGAUCGUCAGUCUGCAGAAAGGCUUUUGAAGAACGCGCGCAAGUCGACCCUACAAUGGAUCUGCCAUCUCCGCAAGGAGAUUAGGAACACAACUGAUGCAAAAACAGCAGAGACAGCGGCAAGAUAUGGAUUCUGGGCUGCUUUACUUUGUCGAAGAACUUUCAGCAUUUUCAUUGGCUCGGAUUCCAAGCUAAAUACAGAGGAUUUAUCGUCUUUUGUUCAAGGAUCGAUAGCUCUGCAAGAGAACCUUAUAGUUAAAAUCAUGAAGCUACCCAGGAUCUUGAAGAAUAUGCUAGUCAGGGAUAACAGAAUGGCACAUGAUAUACAGAAUCUUAUCCGCAUUUCUAUUGAAUCACAUCCCGAAAGCCUAGGUGCUGCAAUUGAUAAAGCAUGGUCUAAUUCUGGGGAAUUUCUGGGGAGGACAUACUCAACAUGGCAAUUUCCUUCUUUUCCGAACGAUAGAUGGGCCACUUCAGUAACUACUAGUACACCUAACAAGUUCAUAGCAUCCCAGAGAGUUCACUAUAAUUUUGUUGAGGGACAUCUGCUAUUUGAUGGAAAGCCACUAGGGAGACUGCCACUGGAUAUCAGAGAAUCAGAGGAUGUCAAGGAGCUUUUUGGAGACCAGCACCUUCUGACCUACCCCUCAAAUUUGGUAGGCAUGAGUCACGUCAUGAUCACUUCUGUAGAAAAAAAUCAAGUUCAUUUCGGUCAUCGCGGAGAGAACGUGAUUAUUCGAGCUAUCAACAAAGGCAACAUCCUAGAAUAUAUUCCUCGGCGUAUAUUCAUAAGCGGCGACAACUUUGACCUUCCCUCAAGUCUGACCGAGAAUUGCGUGCACUGGCUGAAUUUCCAUGAAAGACGUUUGGAAAUCCGACGAAAACCUUCAAUAUGGGUGACUAGGCCAAGUGACUGGAAUCUAAACGUAUCGAAUUUCCGGGCGCAACGAAAUCGGGUUAACUUGGUUGAUCCACAUUCAGAUCUUUUCAAGCGCGUAGCAGAAGUCUUUCGUCAUUUUGAGGAUCCCCGAAGGUUGACAGUAUUUCAGGCCAAACUAGGUUCCCUUUCAGUUGAAAUGCGACACCUUGAGCUGUCAUUUUUUGUCAACUCAAAAAACCUUCUUGAGUGUCGAGAGCUGCACGCAGAAAUUGACCCCGAUCAAGACGCGGGAACACUUUACGGUCUCCUGAGCAAAAUUGUGCUUCGAGAUAAUGUCAAUCAUGAGCGACGAAGUAUAAUUAUUCCAUUGGGACAGCUGACCUGCAGGCGUCGUGGUAUGCACGUUGAGGUUCAAGUGACUAGUACUACCGAAUAUGGCAGAUUCGAAAUCGACAGUGUUCUAGGACGGUUAACAUGUCCGUCUGAGCCACGCUUGUUCUACUCUAAAGCUCAAUUUCAUGCGUUUACCUCGUUUGUCCUACCUGAUCCUCUAACCGGGCGCACUGGCACUGAGGAAGCUUUAUACACACUCAGAUCGGGCUACUGCCAGCCUUGGCAGCCGCUGAAUGAUAGUCUUGCCUCUAUUUUAAAAGUCAUAGGCAGACUAAGCCCAAUUAGAGAGUAUUAUCCGAAGGACAAGAGGCAUUUGCAGAAAGUAAUUUGGGACCAGCAUUUAACUACUAACGUUCAGCACGAUAGCUUUGAGGGCCUUGUCCAAGAUAUACUGGCUAAAUCAGAUCAGCUCCGAUACUUUACCGCAGAUCAAGGUACGCCCAUCAAUUUUCAGACUGACUGCCCUUUGCAACUACGUAAGCGUGGUAAAAUCCAGCGCCUUCGUUACGAGCGCAGUGUUUCUUAUGUAGACACUUCUACAACCGAGGACAUGGUGUAUGACUCCAGAGAUCGGCAUGCCAAUUUGCAUCAAGCUACCAAUGUUUAUCAAAUCGCGAGACUUUUUCACAAGCAACAGUUUCGCGUCCAUUUGACAAGAAAGCUAGCAGAUGUUCUGAAAAAUUGGAAACUGAUCGGUGGAUUCCACCAUACCAAAUCAGAUUCACAAAACGUUUCAAGUUGCCUUAGCGAUCUGAUAGAGAACGAUAUCGGCGAGCAAUGGGGUAGCCUCACAAACUUUUGCCGACAGAAUGAUCCUCAAGAGCCGCAUAAAUUGUUAUUUCGAUUAAGUCUUCUAUCAUUUGGUACAAAGCCUGACAUAGAUGCGAUACAUUCCCUAGCCGCAUUUGGCUGUUUGAAUGAGUUGAAGGCUUUGCAGCCACCAAACAGCCCUUACUUUACUAGAUUCAAACCCUACAGCUCUCCAACACUUGAAAUGCUUUCAAGCUUUAUCGCAGAUGAUUAUCCUGUUACUGAACCAGUUGCUAGUAUGACUGAUAUGGAGAAAAAUUGUUUUCGCGAAAGACACGGUGCACUAUGCAAAGCUGAGGGGAAAAGAUUAGCUCUUUUUCUGUUAGAGCAGUGGCCUAGUGAAGUUUUAUCAGCAGAAGGAUUCCAAUCAAACUUGCUUGAUGUCAAACGAGUUGUUAAGAAAGUCCACCCCGAAUGGCAACGAUUAAUCCAGAACAUGCGUCUUUCGGAAUAUGUUACUCAAGCUCAAGAGAUUUUAGAUCGCCACAAAGCUGGGAAAAGUACCUCGACGCCACAUGUUUGGGAUAAGAAAUCAACCCCCUUAUCCAUGACUACUCAUGGCGUUGUUAUUCCAUCGCUGUCAGAUCUUCUAGCGAAACCCGCUCUCAUUCCUACGUCCCAUCUGCCUGAUAAACCUCGGAUUUUAUGUCCAUCUAUUAACUGCAAUGGGGUUUCUGGAAAGACUGCUUUAUGUAAGGAAAUUUUUGAGCUAGAUAGAAUCUUGGAUUGUUUUACCAAGUCCUCGGAUCUUCUGCGGAAGCAAUAUGGAAACGACUUGAAGAAGAGCCUUCUUGCUUUAAAGAACACUAAUGAGUUGCCGCAGCCUCAAUGGAAUCAGCCAGCUAUGAAUAUCACUAAGAAAGAUAUCGAAAAUUGUCACGUGAUUCUGAAUGAAGCAUUUGAGCGAAUUCAGAAUGCCCUCUCUGCCGAUGAUAUUCGUUUUCAAUGGCUUCGAUUAGGUGGUUUAUGGCCAUGCGUUACGCCGAUAACAAUUCUGGAACAACUUCGUUCAAGCUCUGAUAACCAUUUUGGAAGCAAUAUGAGAGAAACCCUAGUCACGUAUGGUGUUCUGAUCACAAGUUUGCAAAGACUACUCCGGAUAAUACAUGCUCAAUUGAAGGAUGAUUGCCAAAAGCUACGCCAGGAAUCACAAAAUUAUGGGCAUGAAAAUUGGAGUCCUUUACACUUCCCCGACUGGUUACUGCUUGAGAUUGACUCCAAUAUUCUUAUUCGCUGUGAACAAAUAGAUGUUGCACAUGCCAUCUUGUCCCCAGAAUCUAGGUCUAACUCUGUACUGCAAAUGAAUAUGGGGCAGGGAAAAACCUCAUGUAUCGUACCUAUGGCUAUAGCGAUUCUAGCCGAUAAGAAGCAACUAUCGCGUCUAGUUGUGCCAAAGGCGUUGCUUCUGCAGACUGCUCAAACGAUUCAGUCUAGGCUAGGGAGCUUAUUAGGGCGAGAAGUCAGAUAUAUUCCUUUCUCUCGCCGGACUUCAACCAGUUUGGACAUGCUCCAAUUAUAUUCUACACACCAUCACGAGAUGCUUCAAUUCUCAGGCGUCAUCCUAACUACUCCCGAGCAUAUAUUAUCGUACAAGCUUAGCGGACUCCAGCGUCUUGCCGACUCUCGAUUUGAUGAAGCAAGAGAGAUGAUAGGAUUCCAAUCAUGGUUAACUAGUGCAUGUCGCGACAUUCUCGAUGAAUCUGAUUUUACCUUAGCAGUCAAGACACAACUGAUAUAUCCAAGUGGUCCGCAGAUAUCUGUUGAUGGGCAUCCAAAUCGUUGGAAAGUUGCACAAUACCUGUUGUCUUUGGUUGAAGAUCAUUUCCCGUGUCUUCAACGCGAUUUUCCACGAAGUAUUGAGGUUACUGAGAGACCUGCUGGAUUUCCUAUAUUACACCUCCUUCGAGAAGACGUAGAAGAUGCUCUACACUACCGAAUAAUAAAUGACAUAUGUAACGGCCGGAUUCCUUUCCUUCGUUUGACCGGCUCAAGUAUUACUGUUGGUAAGAUUUGGAUUAGACAGUUGUUAUCGGAUCACGAUAUUGAUGAUGAAUUGAUCGAGAAAGUAUCGGCUUUGUUUAAGGACCAAUCUUCAGCUCGGAAGAAUAUACUUCUUGUUCGAGGUUUACUUUCGAACAGAAUUCUCUUGCUCUGCUUGAAGAAAAGAUGGAAUGUACAAUAUGGUCUACACCCUAAUAGAGAUCCCAUUGCAGUUCCUUUCGAUGCGAAAGGUGUUCCAUCCGAGCAAGCAGAGUUUGGUCAUCCCGAUGUCUCUAUCCUGUUCACUUGCUUGGCUUUCUAUUAUACAGGUCUAAACUUAUCUCAGUUUCAGCAAAGCUUGCAACUUGUUCUGAAGUCUGAUGAUCCAGCAGCAGAGUAUGAUAGGUGGAUUAGCAGUUCCUACAACCUGCCAGAAGUUUUAUCUCACUGGAAUGUUAUAAACAUCGACGAUCAAGGACAGCUAGAAGAGCUUUGGCGUCAUCUUAGGCUCAACAGGCACGUUCUUGAUCACUACAUGAACACAUUUGUGUUUCCUAAUCAUGCAAAGCAAUUUAGUAUAAAGUUGCAAGCCUCCGGGUGGGACAUACCCUUGUUCUCAAAGCCUCUGCCAGAAGAAACAAUCUGGUGCGCAAAGACGACUGGUUUUAGCGGCACAAACGAUAACAAAAUGAUGCUUCCACUAAGCAUCAAACAAGAUGAUCUACCUAGUUUAUGCCAGACCAAUGCGGAAGUGCUUGUUUAUAUUCUGCAGAGCCGGAAUCGGCAGUACAAGCUUGCAUCUCGGAAUGGUAGACGACUGAAAGAGGAAGAGUUGCUGAAAAAGAUCACAAAUUCGAAAAUUAAAGUUUUGAUCGAUGCUGGUGCAUAUAUCUUGGAGAUGGACAACAAAACUCUUGUUAAAAAAUGGCUGAAGAUACAUCCGGGACCUCAAGCGGCCGUCUAUUUUGGUGAUGACAACAGAGCCUGGGUUCAGUAUAGAGGAGUAAAAGAUGUAGUCCCUCUACUCGCAACUCCUUUUGCCGAGAACCUUGAAGAUUGCCUUGUGUACAUUGAUGAAGCACAUACUCGUGGGGUAGAUUUGAAAUUACCUCAACAAGCCCAUGGAGCAUUAACAUUGGGACUCGGUCAGACAAAAGAUCAUAUGGAAACACCAGCUGCGAUGAGAUUACGGCAACUAGGAACCACACAGGCUAUCACUUUCUUUGCUCCCCCUGAGGUACACCAAAGUAUUCUCGAUGUUUGCGCUAAACAGUAUGGGAAGAUGUCUCAAUCUCUUUGGGUUGAUUCCUCUCACGUUGUAUGGUGGCUUCUUGAACAGACCUGUCGUACAAAUCAGCAUUUGCAAAAUCUAUAUCUUGCACAAGGAACAGACUUCUGCCGUAGGACGGAUGCGCAAUGGAAUUAUACAGAUAUUUUCACUGACAAUACUCAACGAGACGCCUAUCUUCAAUCGAUUCAGAAUCCAGAGCAUCAAACCCUUGAGAAGCUAUAUGGAGAGGUGACGGACAUUCAACCAAGCUAUGUGACUGAUAUGGCGUCUACGAAGCUAGCAGGAUUUAUGAAAGAGCUCAAUAAGCAGAUGAUAACAACAGGCAAUACGAGAAACUACAUUCAUAGCUCUGUUUUAGAAGAGGUAGAGCAAGAGCGAGAAGUCGAAUUUCAGAUUGAGCAGGUACGCCAAGUGCAAAAACCAACGCACUACGAGGCUCUUACAUUUUCGGGUUUACACCCAGAUAUUCUUCUCUUCGUUAAGACUGGCAACCUCAUCCUUGGAUGUGGGUAUGAGCACAUAUUUGAUGCUCUAGCUCGGACAGAUAUCGGUCGAAAAUAUAAUGUUCGUCGGACAAAGUCAAAAUUAUACGUCUCUAUGGAAUUUAUGCGCACUAUUGAGGUUGGUAGUCAUAGAACGGAUGACAACUUUCUGCGUCCCGUUGAAUGGAUUCUGUGGAGCCCUUCGAAUGAGACGGCUCUCAUAGUCAUUUCCGAAGAAGUUGAGCUUUUGAUUCCGGUGAUUCGUAGAGCAAAAAAACCAAUGGUAUACCUGAUUGCAUACGCUGCUCCUAUCACAAAAAGUAUGCAACACUUCAACGGACUUUCUUACUAUGUUCUUCCUAGCUUACCGAAUGGCUGUAAAACACCAGAAUGGCUAUCCAUCGAGGUUGGAAUUUUCGCUGGUCGGCUUUACAUCAACUUCGCGGAGUAUGCUCUUCUAUCUGAUUACUUGCAGCUCGCACACGAGACAAAUUCAUAUUCUCUACUGAAUUUUGCUGGGGACGCAAAUAUUUUUACGAAGAAUCCUAUUGACUUCCUAUCGGAGUGGCUUACGCUUCGCCGCAAAGGGCAAGAGAUCAUGCACACGCCAAUGGGCUACAUUUGUCAAGCAAGAUCCCUGCAUGAGAGCCUUCCUUUCUUUGCAUCGCGAAGUGCAAGAAAUGAAGAGCUUGAAAAGCCUUCUGGAGAUGAUACUGAGAGUGAUGUGAAUGAGCUUGAUGACUAA